UGGAAGUACACUAAGACAAAGUGAAGUUAAAGAUAGAGUACCGACACACCAACAUAUUACCGUCAAAGGCAAUGUUCGGGAGAAAAAUCACCUAAGGCGCAAUAUUUCCUCUCAUAUCUUAGGCAGAUUCGCAUCGAGAAAUUUGGCACGUCUGUCGCAGGUUCUGGUGUUGGACAGCCUAGGCGACAAGUUAGACGCGGGUAGAACUAGAUAGCGGCCGUGCGAUCCAGAACAGAUCCGAGAACUUUUGCAAUCUCGUAGAAAUAUAGUAUUUUCGACCAUGGCAUAUAACGAGGAUUCCUCUGCUUCCGGGCACGAUGAACCCUGGAUUCAAUGGUACGUACUUUGCCAACAUUCUUCGGGUGCCAUUUUUGUUUCUCGCAUGUACGCUCAUAUUUGCAACUUCGAAUCGGUUCGGACACAUCGAAUCAUCUCCUAACGAUGCAUUGUGCUGUGUGAUAUUGUGUCGUAUCAUGCCUCCAUGAAUCGUUACGAUUAGGUUCUGUGGAUUGAAGGGGCACGAAAUGUUUUGCGAGGUCGAGCGAUCCUACAUAGAAGAUGGAUUCAAUUUAUAUGGCUUAAGAACCUGCGUCUCGAACUUUUCUGAUUGUUUAGAUCUCAUUCUAGAUCGCAUCGGACCGGACGAUUCCGAUGAUUCGCAUUUGACACAAAGUGCCUGCACUCUGUAUGGACUAAUACACGCUCGAUACAUUAUUACAGCCCACGGAUUAGAUGCUAUGUACAACAAGGUACGCAACGGAAGACAAAAAGAACCAGACACACAUAUCACCAAGAAAUCAUGUUUUUGAAUCUCACAAACUUCUUCUCUUUCUCAACAUUUUUCAGUAUGCCUCCAAAGAAUUCGGCACAUGUCCACUUGUACAAUGUGCUGGUCAACCGGUCCUGCCAGUUGGACUGAAGGACGAAAUGGGAGCCGAUACGGUCAAGAUUUUCUGUCCUAAAUGCCAAUGCGUGUACCACCCUCCACCUGUUAGGUCACGAAGUAGUCACCAUGGUCCUGCAGGAGCUGCCGGGGUGGACGGCGCCGCAUUUGGAACUACCUUUCCUCAUUUGUUCCUUAUGACAUUUAGCAAUUUAGUUCCCGAUCCGCUGCCGGCGGACUCAGCUUACGUUCCGCGCGUUUUUGGAUUCCGGGUGCAUAUGUCGGCACGCCAGCGCACAAUUGGAGGAUCAAAUGCAUCUUUGUCCACUUCUUCCACCCGACAACAACAGCAACUUGAAUCAAUCACAGCAGAGAAUAAUAAACGGUCGUCAAAUGUGGGGAGGAGGACGUUGGAACAAGACGGCCAAAAAGAUCAAGCAACAUCCAAUCAAAAAGAACGGAAAAGUUCUCUAGUCACGAAUUCAUUGUCGAAUCCUACAAAAGAUAAAGACACCAAUAGUAAAAAAACAAAUUCGGGGAAACGGAAAGAUAUCGAAAGUGGAAAUGGAAAUAAGAAGUCGAAUGGCGACGGCAGUACAUCAUCGAAGCGCAGACGCUAGUCAGAAGACGUAGUUGAAUGAGAAUCAGCAACAGCAGAGGGCAUGGGCCAGCUUUCGGGGUAAAUAUCAGAGACCAAGAUGGAAAAAUCUGAUCUGUCGCUACUUUUCCUUUUUAAUAAAACGAAUCGAAGUGAACAUUUGUACCAUGAAAUGCAGAAGCAGUUAUCUUGGCAUGUAAGAUUACAGGUAUGGAGAAGGAAGAUGCCUCGUGGAGAUAAUAAAUUAUUUUUUUGCCAUGUAGCGAUUGCAGCAGCAUCUUCUUAGUCGGAUGUUCGAGUGCCUCUGAAGGUACAUUACACCUUCCUUUGGGUUAAAAUGGAAAUAACUCGUAGAAGCAACU
Pseudo-nitzschia multistriata is the source of this 1843-nucleotide messenger RNA. Lineage: Eukaryota; Bacillariophyta; Bacillariophyceae; Bacillariales; Bacillariaceae. The record is from the annotation of a GenBank genome assembly.